AUGUAUAGCAACCGCUCCCAUCCGCUCCUCGAGCAGGUCCCCUUGACCGUCUCUCCGUUCAUCUCCCUCCCCACCGCUACAACACUCUCCUACAACUAUAAGGCUAUGCCCUCAGCCCUGCCUCCCUCAGCCACAGGCGUGCCAGCCGCCGUCACCGAGGAUGCAGCAGCCGGGGACGCCUCCGCAAAUAAGCCCAAGUAUGUGAUCUCGCAGUCGGGACACGCAGCACAUCCGGACGAUAUUAUCGCCUCUUGUCGCGCGCUACAAGCACACAUCACAAAGAUGCAGGAGGACGCCGAGCGUGACUUGCGGGACCUCGAGACCAGGAUAAAAGAGCGAGAGCUGGCUGAGAAGAGAAGGGUUGCGCCCGGCUGGCUAGACAGUGAAGCCCGGAUCCUCGAGCCGGAGAAGGUGGGCGGUCCAUCUGAGGAGGAGGAUGGGCAUCAGACAUCAGCUGUAGCGGGGACCAGUGAGAUGCCGUUGAAUGACCAAGGCGCGGAGCUAGACCGAGUGUUUGGCGGGUUGAGCAUGAAGUGA
Molecule: messenger RNA, 537 nt
Organism: Colletotrichum fioriniae
Lineage: Eukaryota; Fungi; Ascomycota; Sordariomycetes; Glomerellales; Glomerellaceae
Source: RefSeq, a predicted model, not a curated record